Molecule: messenger RNA, 1690 nt
Organism: Glycine soja
Lineage: Eukaryota; Viridiplantae; Streptophyta; Magnoliopsida; Fabales; Fabaceae
Product: STOREKEEPER protein-like
Exons: 1
Coding region: 62-1375 (437 amino acids)
Biological process (GO): regulation of DNA-templated transcription
Cellular component (GO): nucleus
Source: RefSeq, a predicted model, not a curated record
CUAAUAAUCUCUUCUGAAUGUGCUCGUUGUUUAGAAAACCCUAAUCUGAUUCAAUUCCAGCAUGGCUCAAAAACAAAAGCUGCGCCCUUCUCCUCUGGACGAGCCACCCACCGCUUCCUCUUCCGAUUCCGAGGAAGAAGAGGAGCAACAACAACAACAACCAUCCUCUCAGCAACACGAAGAAGAGGAAGAAGAAGUUUCCUCCGGAGAAGAAGAGGAAGCUUCCUCCGAAGAAGAGGAAGACGAAAAUCUCCCCCCACCACCCAUCUCCAAAAACCCUCCACCCCCUCCUCCCUCAAACCCUCAGCCCCAACCCACUUCCUCCGAAUCCGAAACCGAAUCGGGUUCCGAAACCGAAUCAGAACCCCACCCCACUCCCGUUAAGGUCAAACCCCUAGCCUCCAAGCCCAUGGACCAGGCCCAAAAGCCCAAAGCUCAACCCUCCCCGGCGCCGCCGCCGCCAAAAUCGGCAUCCAAGCGCCCCGCCGAGAACAACAACAACAACGCCCGUGUCGCCGACCCCAAACGCGCGAAGAAAAAAGCCACCGAAUCUUCUUCUGCCGCCGCCAUCUCCGACGACGAGAUGGAGGAGGACGGGAAGAAGUCCGGCGAUAACUCGAAGAAGUUUCAGAGACUGUGGAGCGAGGAGGACGAACUCGCCAUUCUGAAGGGCGUGGUUGAGUUCACAUCGAAAACAGGGCUGGACCCUCUUAAGUUCCCCAAUGCCAACGCUUUCCACGAUUUCAUGAAGAAGUCGCUUCACGUGGAAUUUUCCAGCAACCAGCUGAAGGAGAAGCUCCGAAGGCUCAAGAAGAAGUUUGAGACCCAGGCAGGAAAAGGGAAGAAUGGAGAUGCCCCUAAGUUUUCCAAACCGCACGAUCAGAAAUUCUUUGAAUUGUCCAAAAAGGCUUGGGGAAGUGAGGAUGGUGGUGUAGCCAAUGGCUCCGUGGAGAAGCCCAAGUCCAAUGGGAAUGCUGCCAAGAGUCCGAAUCCGAAGAAGAAGGAAUCCGGUAGCAGGAAUGUGGCUUCUGCUAAGAAACCGAAGCCUGAAACAAAUCCGGAGCCGGCGCCGGUGCCGUCCUUGGAGUUUAAGGAGUCUGAAAGGAUGGAGAUUGAUCAAAAGCCUGAUGGUGGUGAUGCAUGUUUGUUUUUGAGCGAAUUGGUUCGAUACAAAGAGGGUGCCAAUGUUUCUAGGCUGGAUGAGGAUGAUGUGAAGAGGGGGUUGGAGUUGAUUGAGGAAUCAAAGAGGGCAGAGUUGAGGGGGAAGUGGAAGAAAUUACAUCAUGCUGAGAUGGAACUGUUUGCGAAUCGCUCAGAACUGAUUGGGGAGCAGACUAAGUUGAUACUCGAGGCGCUUCGGUCAUCCAAUCAUUAGGAUUCUCAAUUUUGUUUGGCGGCCUUUUCGGUACUCUGGGCCAUAUAUUUUGUGAUCUAUCCUCUAUGCAUUGUAACCUUGUGGUUAUGGUAUAGUCUUUUAAUUCAGUAGCAGUAGCAGUGUUUAGUUAUUGACAUUGUCAAAAUAUCUUGCUUCAGAAGUUCCUAGGAAUUUUGUGACAAAUGUUUCUCUAUAAUUUAUAAUUUAUUUGGAAUUGGAACUUUUGUGGUAGUAUACCCUUUUGGGUUUUUAUUCUACUUCACAAGUGAUUGGUAGUAAUAUCUUACUUAGGUAUCUAAUUUAUUAGUUAAAUGA